GCGCCGCCGCCGUGUCAGUGGGGCAGCACUGCCGUGCGGUCGCUCCUUCGGCGCCGUCCCCGCCGCAGCGGCGCUGAGCGGCUCCGGGGCGCCCCGGCGGGGCGGCGGCUCGGCCGUGGCUCGGCCGUGCCUGCGGGGCGGGUAAAUGGAUCGCCACUCCAGCUACAUCUUCAUCUGGCUGCAACUGGAGCUGUGCGCCAUGGCCGUGCUGCUCACCAGAGGUGAAAUCAGAUGCUACUGUGAUGCUGCACACUGUGUUGCAACCGGCUAUAUGUGCAAAUCUGAGCUUAGCGCCUGCUUCUCCAGGCUGCUUGAUCCUCAGAAUACACAUUCCCCACUUACUCAUGGCUGCUUGGACUCUAUUGCAAGCACAGCUGAAAUUUGCCAAGCCAAACAAGCACAAAACCACUCUGGCACCACCACCGUGUCCACAUUGGAAUGCUGUCAUGAAGAUAUGUGCAAUUACAGAGGACUACAUGAUGUUUUGUCUCCUUCCAGGGGCGAGACUUCAGGACAAGGGAGCAGAUAUCAACAUGACAGCAGCAGGAAUCUCAUCACCAAGGUGCAGGAAUUAACCUCUUCAAAAGAGUUAUGGUUCAGGGCAGCUGUAAUUGCUGUUCCGAUAGCUGGUGGGCUGAUCUUGGUGCUUCUUAUCAUGUUAGCCUUGCGGAUGCUCAGGAGUGAAAAUAAGAGACUACAAGAUCAACGUCAGCAAAUGCUUUCUCGUUUGCACUAUAGUUUUCAUGGACAUCACUCAAAAAAAGGGCAGGUGGCAAAAUUGGACUUGGAAUGCAUGGUGCCUGUGACUGGUCACGAGAACUGCUGCAUGACCUGUGAUAAAAUGAGACAUUCAGACCUCAGCAAUGAUAAAAUUCUUUCGUUAGUCCACUGGGGAAUGUACAGCGGACAUGGGAAGCUGGAAUUUGUAUGACCAAUUAUUUUUUUAAUCUGAGCUAAACUUAAUCUCUGAACUCUUCAAGGCCUUUGGGUUCUGCUGGACAGGAGCACUUUAUCUUAAAACAAAAACUCUCAUAAAUCAUCUUUGAGAAACAAAGGACCUCUGCAACAAAACCUUGGAUAUUUCUUCUGAAGGAUUCCAAAAGUUGUCUUAUUUGCACAGAGUAAAAUACACUCAAAUGUAUUGUUUGCUUUAAAGUUAGGAAAGCAAAAAUUAGAAGUUGUGAACACUGUCACCGGGAUAAUCUGAACUGUAGGGAGCUGAGAACUGAGUUACUAUAAUAAACUGUAUGCAAGCUCCUAAGUUUCCUGACUUAUUGUAUAGAUUUUUUUUAAAUAUAUAUAUUUUGUCUGAAACUUG
Molecule: messenger RNA, 1318 nt
Organism: Cuculus canorus (common cuckoo)
Lineage: Eukaryota; Metazoa; Chordata; Aves; Cuculiformes; Cuculidae
Gene: BAMBI
Product: BMP and activin membrane bound inhibitor
Exons: 3
Coding region: 146-931 (261 amino acids)
Biological process (GO): positive regulation of canonical Wnt signaling pathway; negative regulation of transforming growth factor beta receptor signaling pathway; transforming growth factor beta receptor signaling pathway
Molecular function (GO): frizzled binding
Source: RefSeq, a predicted model, not a curated record